Molecule: messenger RNA, 855 nt
Organism: Micropterus salmoides (largemouth bass)
Lineage: Eukaryota; Metazoa; Chordata; Actinopteri; Centrarchiformes; Centrarchidae
Exons: 3
Coding region: 187-855 (222 amino acids)
Source: RefSeq, a predicted model, not a curated record
AUCAGACCGCCAUGUUGGAUGCACAGACGGCAGAGAACCAUCCCGGCGGGUUGCCAGACUUUCUCCCACACUUUCAGACCCAGUGGAGCUGGACCGGACUGGACCCGGACCCGGACCGGAGGCUCUGAAACCAGUUAAAAUCUUUACUUCUCUUCGUGGUAACUUCCGGAAGGCUCGCGGGCCGUGAUGGAGCCGGCCGAGACUUUCAUGUCCCAGACGGAGCUGGUUCUGGAGGUGGCGGUGGAGUCCGCGGUCUGCGUCCUGCAGCAGAGACUCGGACCGGACGGGACGGACGGCGAGCAGAGGCGGCACCAGCUGACCGCCGUCCUGGAGGGGACCGCCAGAGAGGUGGCCCGUAAGAUCUGCAGGAUCUUCAGAGCGCUGUACGCCGGCGUGGAGAAGGAAAACCAGGUCCUGAGGGACAAAGUGGGGCGUCUGGAGUCUGAGCUGAGGUCAGAGGUCGAGAGGAACGCCACGCAGACCGUUUACAAGAUCAAACCAUCAGAUGGCCCCGCCCUCUCUCUGGACAUCAACCAACCAGCUGCCAACCCCGCCGCCCUCGCCAUGGCCAUCCUCAACUCCACGAGAACCAGACGCAGAGCCAGCAGCAACCCUCAGUGCCCCUGGUCAUCAUCAGCCAGCCACUUCCUGCUCCAAUCACAGGCCAGAGCCAGAGCAGCCCCUCCCCCCAGGAACCGCCGGAGGAACCGGAUCACACCGCCGCUAACGCUAAUGCUAACACCGCUGCUACGUCAGACUGACCUCCAGACUGAGGUGUUUAGAAAACCAGAUCUCCACGAUGACCAAUCACCAAGGUGUCACCUCCGCAGACGUGACAUCACUUCCUGUGACUAA